Phodopus roborovskii (desert hamster) is the source of this 1278-nucleotide messenger RNA. It is a transcript of the gene Mdh2, whose product is annotated as malate dehydrogenase 2. The transcript has 9 exons. Gene Ontology annotation, molecular function: L-malate dehydrogenase (NAD+) activity. Bases 90 to 1106 code for a protein of 338 amino acids. Gene Ontology annotation, biological process: malate metabolic process; tricarboxylic acid cycle. The record is from RefSeq and is a predicted model, not a curated record. Gene Ontology annotation, cellular component: cytoplasm; mitochondrion. NCBI's taxonomy places the organism in Eukaryota, Metazoa, Chordata, Mammalia, Rodentia, Cricetidae.
CGGGCGAACACUGUGCAGAGUGGAGGUCGUUGGAGUCACUUGUCGGUUGUUAGCUUGUUCCGUAGGUUCGUACCCCGCCCGCUGCAGUCAUGCUGUCUGCUCUCGCCCGGCCUGCCGGCGCCGCUCUCCGCCGCAGCUUCAGCACAUCGGCCCAGAACAAUGCUAAAGUAGCCGUGCUGGGAGCUUCUGGGGGCAUUGGGCAGCCCCUGUCCCUCCUCCUGAAGAACAGCCCCCUAGUGAGCCGCCUGACCCUCUAUGAUAUCGCUCAUACGCCCGGUGUGGCAGCGGAUCUGAGUCACAUCGAGACCAGAGCAAAUGUGAAAGGCUACCUCGGACCUGAACAGCUGCCAGACUGCCUGAAAGGUUGUGAUGUGGUGGUGAUCCCAGCUGGAGUACCCAGGAAGCCAGGAAUGACACGAGAUGACCUAUUCAACACCAACGCUACCAUUGUGGCCACCUUGACGGCUGCCUGUGCCCAGCACUGCCCUGAAGCCAUGAUCUGCAUCAUUGCAAACCCGGUUAACUCCACCAUCCCCAUCACAGCUGAAGUUUUUAAGAAGCAUGGAGUGUACAACCCCAACAAGAUCUUCGGUGUGACAACCCUUGACAUCGUCAGAGCAAACACAUUCGUGGCAGAGCUGAAGGGUUUGGAUCCCGCUCGAGUCAACGUGCCUGUCAUUGGUGGCCAUGCUGGGAAGACCAUCAUUCCCUUGAUCUCUCAGUGUACCCCCAAGGUUGACUUUCCCCAAGACCAGCUGACCGCACUCACCGGGAGGAUCCAGGAGGCUGGCACAGAAGUUGUGAAGGCCAAGGCUGGAGCAGGUUCUGCAACCCUGUCCAUGGCUUACGCUGGAGCCCGUUUUGUCUUCUCCCUUGUGGAUGCCAUGAAUGGGAAGGAAGGUGUCGUUGAGUGUUCUUUUGUUCAGUCCAAGGAGACAGAGUGCACUUACUUCUCCACACCCUUGCUGUUGGGGAAAAAGGGCCUGGAGAAGAACCUGGGCAUUGGCAAAAUCACUCCUUUUGAGGAGAAAAUGAUUGCCGAGGCCAUCCCCGAGCUAAAAGCCUCCAUCAAGAAAGGCGAGGACUUUGUCAAGAACAUGAAGUGAGAGGUUCAAGCCCCAAGCAGCAGCAUCACCCUAACUUAUUGAGCAUCAUGUCUUUGAAGUCACCAGGGUCCUCCAUGUGCUGUGAUGAUGGGUGUUGUACCAGCAACAGCAUCCCUUCACAGUGGUGGCCGGUCUAUUGAUAAUAACAAUAAAGCAGACUGAUUGUCUUUUU